Symbiodinium sp. CCMP2592 is the source of this 7197-nucleotide messenger RNA. Lineage: Eukaryota; Dinophyceae; Suessiales; Symbiodiniaceae. The record is from the annotation of a GenBank genome assembly.
AUGCAGAAGGCGUUCGAUGUCGUGAACAGGCCGUUUGUGCUAGAGUGCAUUGAUGCAAUCGAGCUGCCGCCUGACUUGUCUGUGGCCCUGAAAACCUCGGUUAUGAAUGGAACGUACACGAUUCAACACAAAGGGGAGACAGGAACCGUUGCAGCCCGCAGAGGCAUCAAGCAGGGAGCCAAAGACUCCCCUUUGAUCUGGAACAUCGUGAUGUUGGGGGUGCUUCGGCGCCUCGAGGCCAAGCAUGGGCGGGAUUGGAUUGCUAAGCAUUUAACGAUAUUUGCUGAUGACAUUCACGGGGGAUGGACGUUCACCAAUGAAAACGAAGCUGGCAAAGCUAUUGGUGAUAUCGGGGUCCUGCUUACAACGCUGGAGGAAAUGAAAUUCCGAAUCAACUACAACAAGUCGGUCGCGAUGAUGGCUAUCGCAGGUGCGAGGGCCACACAAUUUCAAUCCAAGUAUGUUCAUCGUUACAAGGAAGGACCUUUUCUUCGCUGUGUGGUCUCAACCGCAGAUGUGAAGUUUCUACCUAUGGUGAGCAAAACGGGCUAUCUGGGGGCGAGCAUCAGCUAUCACCGAUUUGAGCGUGACACCAUAGAUAGACGAGUCCAAGCUGCACAGACGGCGUUUGCUAGGCUCAAGAAGGUACUGUGCGACAGAGUUCACCAUCGAUUGGCGGACCGACUUCGGUUAUACAACACAUGUGUAUGGUCUACUCUUACUUAUGGGGUCCUCGAGGUUGGGGUCGACUCUUAUGGCUUAGGUCGUAUCCAUCGUCUCGUGGCCAAGCACUUUCGAAUCAUGGUUCGAACUCGUGACCAUGAACACCAUGAAACCACUAGAGACCUCUUCGGCAGACUUGACCAGCCUCUUCCAUGGCAACAUCUUGCGACCAUGUUGGCGGCGAAGCGUAAGAAACAGGAGUCUAAUCGACGUCACAUUCCAGCGCGAGACAUCACUCGGUGGCUGGAUCUUCCUUCCAGUCCAGCACUUAUUGACAGUGCCACCGCUGAGAAGAUCACGGGAACACAAGAAGAGAAAUGCACUGUGGAGCCGACGCUAUCUUGCCCAGACUGCAAGUUUACAUGCCGCAGCGCUGCAGCACUUAAAACACAUCAGCGCAAUGAGCAUCCGGAUCGAGCCUCGAAGUCUUCUACCAUUGUCUUCGAACCACUUCGUGAUUCCUUUCAGGGCACAGCAGAGUCCAGGCAUUGCGGCUUGAAGUUGCGGCACAAAACCAACUUGGUUCAGCAUAUCGUCGGCGGUGCAUGUGCUAAGUUCGAUGAGGAUGCAGGCUUUGCCAUUCAACCACUGUGGACCCGGACCGACUUCGAGUCUUCACUGGCUCAGGGGGGGCUGUUAAGUAAAUCGACUCAUGUGUGCAAUGUGGUGCUACAUGCUGCUGCUCUCGAGUUUGUCUUCAAGUCCCAGCCGUCCAGUACAGCCGUUGAGGCGAAGCUCCGAGAUCACCUGCGUCACAAGCCGCCCAAGUACAGACCUCAGCCUGCACAUCGACGGCAAGUAAAGAUGACUGCGGCCAGCUUCUUCCAGGAUCAGAGCUUCCCCGACCAGUGGAUGGAGGGCGAAGAUCAACCACACCUGGAGCUGAUGGAGACCAUGGCGCCUUUCAUGACGGGUCACACGAUGGGCCCGAUGAACAUGGCAGACGGUUUUCAUUCCCUCUUCCAGACUCCCACGCCGAAACGACAGGGAAUGAUGAGAGGUCAGCAUUCACAGAAGCGACAGCGCGGAUCACAAGGUCAUGCGCAGCAGGUGAGGGGCCCCGGUCCCGGUCUAGGACCCCAAGGCGUGUCGCUCCCGGCUCUGAUACGGAUGAUGGCAAUCCAGCUACAGCGCCAGGAAGAGGCAUUGCGAGUACUGGCGCAAAGCACCGAAAUGAUGUUGUUCAUGCAGGCAGGGCCAGGCUCUUAUCUGCCCAACCUUCUGCAGUUGAGCCAGACGUGGCAUCAGCAACAGGCGGCGAAGCAGGUGGACAAGCCAUUGCGUCAACACAUGUCGGUGGCUCUUUGGACGGAGCUCGGAGCACGGGUCACGAAGGCCCGAGAGCAAAUAGCCCAGGAGCUGGGGCAGGGUCUGAUGGCAAAAAAGAUCCUCAAUGCGGAAGGGUCUUGGGCAUACAUGGCGUGGGACCAGGCGACGAAAAGUCUGGUUCCCACGACGCGAGAGCCCAUCAAGAUGACGGACAUGCACCAGCUGCUGAAGGUGAUCAUCGAGCACCUCAACAUGCCUGGAAUGGUCACGCGCUUCAAAGCACACAAGGCGCUAAAAACAGUGAACAUGCAAGCGGCGGCCUGUGUAGUCCCGUGGCAGCUGGAUAUCUCCUUGCGCCACCCUCAAAGCUCGCGCUUGUGGACGAGUCUCGUGACACUUCAGGGGAAUGGAGUGCUACAACUUCUCAACACACAGAUGCGAGCGGCCACCCUUCGGCGGUCCAAAUUGUGCGAUCAGAUUGCCCAGCAGGUGUUCAAGAAGAAUGGUUACCUCAAACAUCUCCCCCCGGUCGAUUCCCUUAUGAAAGACUGGUUCACCGAGCAUAGCGAUCAACGACAGCAUGAUGCCGCCGAGUUCUACCAUUGGUGUAUGCAGACUAGUCAGUUUCAACAGCAUUCGGGGUAUUGGUGGCGAUUUGAAAAACAUGCUUCGCUGCUAAAUGUGUGCAUCCCGCUCUUGCUGCAGCACGGCGCUUUGAGUCUGCAGUCGUCUAUUUCGCAAUGGCACAGGAGUUCUGACGUGGUACAUGUUAUGUGCUCCCAGGCCCAGUUCGUGUGCAUGCAAAUCGGAGACCGACUUCGAGCAGAACAGCCGCAAUGGCCUGAGAUACUUGAUCCGGAUUUUCGCUUGACUCUGCCUCACCUUGUGGAUGACGCUGGAGUUCCAUCAGAUGAUAACGUGGAGUGGCGAGCAUACCAGGCGAUGCUCUUCAGCUCAUCGGGCGUCUACUUGUGCGAUGAUGGCCGGAGUGCCAAGCUGCUCAACGAUGGCGUCCCCCAGUCAUGGACAUGUGAGGCAGAUGAUGCGAUUGCUGCGGUGGCGGUGCCGAGCUUUGUUUGUGUUAGCAGCAAAGAAAAAAAGCGCCAGGGGUAUGCCUGGCAAACGCAAACGAGGAGCGAUCCGAGCGAUCCCGAUCCCCGCGAGGGGCCAUGCGCAGCCUACGAUUUCAACAUGGACUUGGAAGGGUCGCGUGGCUGUCUUCUGUUUUUCAUUCUGGAAAACAGCUCACAUUUGGCUGAUGCCAACCAUGCUGAGUUUCUGAAUGAGAUGCUCUUGAGACUUGAAGUGUCACUGCCAUAUUUUUUGGUAGACACCGUGAAAAAGGAUGCUGCGGAGUUUCUGCCAGUCAAGAGAGGUCGUUUUUUCAUCAGAGGGCUAAGGAGAGACUGCCUGCCAGACCCCAUGCAGGCGUUCCUCCCUGCCCCCCUGUGCUGCACGGAUCUGCUCCCGGCAGUCACAGUGGAAGAGAUUUUGGAUCUGAGCUUGGCUGCGACCGAUGUGCAGAGUUUGUGUGCAGGGCACGCUGCUAACCUCGCAUUGUACAAGCAGACCAUAUCUCAGUGCAUCGAAGAGCAUCGUGCCCAAGGCAAGCCGCUGCCCUCGAACACGGUUGUUGUGGAGCUCGACCGAAACCCCUUGAGAAGUUUCGGCGGGAAGUGGGGUUGGGGCAAGAUCCCAUCACUGAGGACUACGGGGCCACCUUUGUUUCUUCUGAGUUGCGAGGACUUGUCGAGGCCAUGGCAGGUCAUGCGACUGCACAGGUGGCUCAGCAUCGCUGAGCGGUACAGCGCUCUGGGGCAGCGUGCAAGCCACGCGGCCUUGUUCUCGAGAGACACCCAUGCCCUGCAUGCGAUCGGGAACGCUCUCUCGCCAGUGCAGCUGGCCGCUGUUGCCUCGCCGCUCGUGGAGGCAGCGGUCAACUCUGGCGUGCUCACUGCAGGCAACCGUUGCAAAGCCUGCGCAGUGGAGCUUCUGCCGCACACGAAGCCACCGGGUACAUCAGCCAACAGGGUUCGAAAGCCAAGGGCUCCAACUGAAGAGGAAGCUCCAAAGACUCUGCCUCGUGACACCAGCGCAAAGCCAGAGGCUUCAGCUGAAGAGGAAGCCCCAAAGACUCUGCCUCGUGACACCAGCACAAAGCCAGAGGCUUCAGCUGAAGAGGAAGCCCCAAAGACUCUGCCUCGUGACCGUGACACCAGCACAAAGCCGGGGGCUUCAGCUGAAGAGGAAGCCCCAAAGACUCUGCCUCGUGACACCAGCACAAAGCCGGAGGCUUCAGCUGAAGAGGAAGCCCCAAAGACUCUGCCUCGUGACACCAGCACAGCUGGUUUAGAUGGCACCCAGGACUUACCACGUCACCAGCCAGAAGGCAGCACCCAGGACUUACCACGUCACCAGCCAGAAGGCAGAACCCAGGACUUACCACGUCACCAGUCCGAUGACUUGGAGCUAGAGCUUGAGCGACUGGUUGACGAGCUUUUUUCGGAUGAUGAUCCGGGCAUGGACGUUGAUGAUGCUGCGCCACAGAGGCCACUCGUCCUGAGUGAGAAAGCAACACACCUCUUCGAGUGUUUGGCUAAAGCCAAAGCUUCAUCCAAAAACUGGCUCUCGCCAGCAAGCAAGAGCUCCAAGAACGAGAUGCCUCAGAGCAUCAUGUGCAUCAGGUGUGAGGAAGAGACAAGCAUCUUGACGAGCUACCCAACUGGAAGGAACUGCUUGAGGCGGAUCUGCUCCUGCUGUUCGUCCACAGACCGGUGCCUCUCUCGGAUGGCUAAAGCACCGAAGAAGGGCUCUGCCGAAGAAGCCAAAGAAAGCGAGGAGGCCAAGAAAGCUCGAAAAAGCGCUGAGGCCCUGAGGGGAAGCGUGGCCAAGAUGGGUUCCUCGGAGCGUGCCCAGUGGUACCGCCAAGAGAAACGGAAGCGGGCAACCGAGUCAAAGAAAAGCCGCAGGACCUUCGCAACGGCAGUGGGGGCCUUGGAAGAGACUCGCCAGACUGGGAACGGAGAUUGCAGCGGCUCACGAUACAUGACCCCCCGCGACUGGUGCGCACGGGAAAUGAUCCUGAAGCAGUACAGUACCUUGGAGGAUGCUAUGGCAGCCUACGAGCAGCCCUGCACAGAUCCGGACGUUGUGACCAAGGAGAUCAACGGGGAACUCUGCCUCCGGGUCAACAACGGAGGUCUGGAAAAUGUCGUGGACCGCCAUACCGUUGCAGCAUCCGUGCGGCAGCGGACUGACCUUGGCGAUGGCGAGCAGCUUGAUGGUUUCGAAGAGGAAAUCGGACCUCGCAUGAAACGUGCUUCUGACAAGCUCCAAACAGAGCGGCUUCUGUCAGAGCAGCAGGUCAAGCAGGCCUACGUUCCGGCCGUCGCGGUGCGACGAGAUUUGGAGCAAGAGAAGGAAGUUGCUGAGAACAGAGCUGCUGAAUUUCAGCAGCAAGCCUUGGCACUCAAGGAGAAAGCUGAUCAAAAGAGGAAAGAGUUGAAGGAGAAGCAAGCAACCCAGCUUCCCUCCUUGGCAGUGGCAAAGCUCAGCCUCACCAACGCUAUCCACAAGGCAAAUGCUUCGAUGUCCGAGCUGUUGAAGCGUCAGAAGGCCACAGCAGACACCUUGUGCAAGGACUUGACGAAUGCUUUGUGCAUGUCAGACGUCCCCGUGAAGAGAGAAGCCGAGGAAAAGACGAAAGUGCUGAAUGGCAAGAUCAAGGACCUGGAGACUGCCAUGGAGGAGUCCAUCGCAGAAUGGAACACCAAGGCUGGUGACGAAUGCCUUGACAUCGAAGCCAUGGUGUCAAUGGAGAAGGAUCUGGCAGCCUACAUGAAGGAGUGGCACCUUGGCAAGCACUGCCAGGCAGUGUUGGACACGAAGCAGCAGAUUAAAAACUUCCGCGAAUUCACCUCAGACUGCAAGAAGGAGGUGAAGAAGCGGGACAAGCUGGCCGCGAAGGCGACAGUGAGGGGUUCGAACAAGAAGGCCAAGCUUGAUCAUCCGAACAGCCAGGCAGCUGCCGAGACCCCCGCCUUGGUGGUCAAUCUGUUGAAGCACCUCAAGGAGAACCCGCUUCCCGAUGAAAUCAUCAACUGCGCAACGGAGCCAGAGGAUGAGAUGACAGUGCCCCUUCUGCUCCCCCCAACGCCGAUGGAAGGCUUUACCCGGGAUGUGACCCGGCACGAGUAUUACAGCGAGCAAAAGAAGGGGGUGGAGCAGAUGCUGCUGAGGAGCAGCCAGAAGUAUUCGUGUGCGGUGGUCACCAGAGACAAUGUGGCCAGGCCCUUCUUGCAGCAGCUGGACCAGAUCCUGCCGGUGCCACUGCGUUCCGUGGCACGACCCUCGAGCAAGGAGCUGCAAGAGAGCUGGCAGUUGUACUUUUACCAGAUGGCCGGGGACUCCGGCCGCCUCUCGAUGUCCACUGACUGGGGCUUGCCCGAAUUGCGCAUCUGCUGCGAAGGCAAGGAGAUCUACUUGGGGUUCCCCGUGAAGAAGCUAGCCGGCAACACGACGGCCGAGAUGCUGCAGCACCUGGAGCGGAUGCGUGCAGAAGAGUUCCUCACGGCAGUUGAGCGGGAUGGCUGGUGUGACAUGCCGCCCUGGGAGGGGAUUCACAUCGUGUCUGACAAAAGCCUCCAGACGGCUCUCACUCACCUGGAGAGGCAGGUCCAACAGGACCCGACACUGGAGUCCAAAAGAACCGGCCAGCUGCUGAAGUGGAUCCGCGAGAGGAUGUCCAGCCAACGUUUGUUCGAUAGCCAAGUGAUGCUGGACAACGACUCUGUGCUGUUCGACAGCCAGGUUGAUCCAGGGACUUGGGCAGCGGGGCGCACGUUGGCUUCACCGGUUGUGCCUGCUGCUAGUUCUACUGCAGUGCACCAGACUGGCCUGAAGCGCAAGAAUGCAUGCCUGGAAUGGGAAGGCGAUUUUCCAGACACCCAGGUAGAGCUGUAUCCGCCGCCUACUAUCGUGAAUAUCAACGAGGACCCAAGCCCAAAACCGAACCCCCGCAAUGAGGUGGCUGAGAAGUCCUCAGAAAAGUCCUUGCAAGAACAGCUAGAAGCCUCCCAGUCGAAGGUGAGUGAGCUGCAGGAACUGAACAGAACUCUGCACUCCAAAGCCGCGGAGUUAGCACAGCAGCUGGUGCAAGUGAUGGAGGAAAAAACAAUCUUCUGGCUGAGAAGCAUGCGAAGAUGA